Lycium ferocissimum is the source of this 1223-nucleotide messenger RNA. RefSeq lists its product as uncharacterized. The coding region runs from base 48 to 998 and encodes 316 amino acids. The transcript is spliced from 6 exons. Gene Ontology annotation, biological process: mRNA splicing, via spliceosome. The record is from RefSeq and is a predicted model, not a curated record. Gene Ontology annotation, cellular component: U2-type spliceosomal complex; post-mRNA release spliceosomal complex. NCBI's taxonomy places the organism in Eukaryota, Viridiplantae, Streptophyta, Magnoliopsida, Solanales, Solanaceae.
AGUUCUAAUUUUUUUUUUUUUUUUUUUUUAAAUUUUUAACUUUCUAAAUGCUAGAACUAAAUUGUUGUUUAUUAUUUUUAUGUGUUUUGCAGUCUUCACUUGCAGCUGCUAGGGCAGACAACUUUUACUAUCCUCCAGAAUGGUCUCCCAAGAAGGGUUCACUGAACAAGUUCAAUGGUCAACAUGCGCUCAGAGAGAGAGCAAGAAAGAUAGACCAGGGUAUUUUAAUUAUAAGGUUUGAGAUGCCAUACAAUAUCUGGUGUGGGGGAUGUCAGUCGAUGAUUGCCAAGGGUGUGAGGUUCAAUGCUGAGAAAAAGCAAGUAGGAAAUUAUUACUCCACAAAGAUAUGGAGCUUUACAAUGAAAUCUGCAUGCUGCAAGCAUGAAAUUGUCAUUCAAACAGAUCCAAAAAACUGUGCGUAUGUAAUUAUUAGCGGAGCUCAAAAGAAGACUGAAGAUUAUGAUGCUGAAGAUGCUGAAACCUUAGUACUCCCAGUAGAUGAAGACAAAACUAAGUUGGUGGAUCCUUUUUAUCGCCUUGAGCACCAGGAGGAAGACUUGAAGAAGAAGAAAGAAGCUGAGCCUUUACUUGUUCGUCUUCGGCGAGUAUCUGACACUAGACAUUCAGAUGAUUAUGCCAUGAACAAGGCUCUGCGAGCCAAGCUUAGGGGUCAAAAGAAAAGAGUUGCCGAGGAAGAGGCUGCUGCUAAGAAAAUAGGACUUGGUAUUAGGUUACUACCACCUUCUGCAGAGGAUGCUGCAACUGCUGCAAGUGUUAAAUUUACUCAUAAGUUCGAUAGGAACAGAAGGGAUAAACGGGCCAUCAUUUACUCUGGAUCAAUCUUCUCUGGAUCGUCUGGUUCCUCCAAGCAUUCAGAGCUAGAAUCUAAGAGGAGAAAAAUAAACGCCUCUGCUGCAUCAAAGCUGCUGGUUGGAGGAUUUAAGCCGUCGUCGUGGUCUGAGGCUGCCGUUUCAUCUAAGAGACAAAGGCGAAUCUAACAAAAUGAUUCCAAGUGCUUUCCUCCUGCCAAUAUUUUCUUGGUUUACCUCGUUGAAACUUCUGCUUAAAAUGUGUUGCCUUCUACUUGUAGUUAGUUUCAACCUUGUUUUGAUAGGCAGUUCAGUUACUUGUACAGAGUUUAUGUGUGUUGAGUGGUUUUCUCUCCGCUUCCAACGGUGUUUGUAUCUGUCAAUCUGAAUAAAAAUGCAUUUGUAUUACUGAUC